AGCGUUAGCUUGUUAGCUUGAGAGCAGCAUUAGCUUGUGUUGAGAGGACGGUGUUGUUUUGUUGGGACGUUUGUUAGGUUUUUGGACAGAAAGGACGAUACGUGGUUCGUGUGGGAACUCUCAGCAUUUUCCAAAGUGUCGUAAAUGAGUGAAGAAGUGUUGAACGGAAAGACAACGUGGAUUGCUGUGAUUGUGAGACUAGCAGAUGAUCGAUCGGAGCUGCAGUGAAGAGGACGGCGGUGUUUGUGGGAGUUGGAGCUGAAGAUCGGAGCAGGAACCAUGUCUUCCCUUCAGUCUCUGAGAGAGUUGAUCAACGAGCGACUAGCUGCUGCUGCUGAAGAAAUCUGCAGACUCUGUGAAGGAACCAUCGUCCAGUACGAGCAGGAGCUCUGUCGUCAGCGCAGACUGCUGGAUGUCAUCUGGAAACCACAGCUGCAGCUACACCACAUAGUUCUCCCCCAGCAUUGGAUGACUGAAGAGGAAGAUCUCUGCAACCAGCAGAGGAACUUCAAAGUGGAACAGGAGGAACCAGAACCUCCACAGGUGAAAGAGGAACAGGAGGAACAAGAACCUCCACAGGUGAAAGAGGAACAGGAGGAACCAGAACCUCCACAGAUGAAAGAGGAACCAGGGGAACUCUGCAUCAGUCAGGAUGAAGAUCAGAUUGAUAUGAAGCAGGAGACUGAUACCUUGAUGGAGAUUCCUACUUAUGAGGAAGAUGAGAACAGUGAAGCAGAUCUAAACAAUCAGCAGAGCCUUAAUGUAACUGAUAGUCAGGAUGAAGAAGGAAACCAACAUGAAGAAUCAACAUCAACUACAGAUGAAGAGACAGACCCACAGAACAGAGAUCAGAGGAAGAGGAGGGACAGAAGUCAUAUCCAAAGUGUGGACAGCUCUCACAUGUCAGCAGGCCUCCCCCAGCGUUUGAUGACUGAAGAGGAAGAUCUCUGCAUCCAGCAGAGGAACUUCAGAGUGGAACAGCAAGAACCGGAACCUCCACAGAUUAAAGAGGAAUUAGGGGAAAUCUGCAUCAUUCAGGAUGAAGAUCAGCUUGAUCUGAAGCAGGAGACUGAUACCUUGAUGGAGAUUCCUACUUAUGAGGAAAAUGAGAACAGUGAAGCAGAUCUAAACAAUCAGCAGAGCUUUAAUGUAACUGAUAGUCAGGAUGAAGAAGGAAACCAACAUGAAGAAUCAACAUCAACUACAGAUGAAGAGACAGACCCACAGAACAGAGAUCAGAGGAAGAAAAGAGACAGAAGUCAUGUCCAAAGUGUGGACAGCUCUCACAUGUCAGCAGGUCUCCCCCAGCAUUGGAUGACCGAAGAGGAAGAUCUCUGCAACCAGCUGAGGAACUUUAGAGUGGAACAGAAGGAACCAGAUCCUUCACUGAUUAAAGAGGAACAGGAGGAACCAGAACCUCGACAGAUUAAAGAGGAACCAGGGAAAGUCGUCAUCAGUCAGGAUAAAGAGCAGCUUGAUCUGAAGCAGGAGACUGAUACCUUGAUGGAGAUUCCUACUUAUGAGGAAGAUGAGAACAGAGAAGCAGAUCUAAGCAAUCAGCAGAUCUUAAAUGUAACUGAUAGUCAUGAUGGAGGAAACCAACAUGAAGAAUCAAAAUCAACUACAGAUGAAGAGACAGACCCACAGAAAGGAGAUCAGAGGAAGAGGAGGGACAGAAGUUAUAUCCAAAAUGGGUCUGAUGAAAGAUAUUGUGCAUCUAAAAAAUGUGGUAAUAAGUUUAGUGGGCGGCCUCAGUUGAAAUUUCACAUGAAAACCCACACAGGAGAAAAGCCUUUUACUUGUAAAGAAUGUGAUAAAAGUUUUAGUCGUAUAUCUACUCUCAAAGCACACAUGAAAACCCACACAGGAGAAAAGCCUUUUACUUGUAAAGAAUGUGAUAAAAGGUUUAGUCAUAAAUCAAAACUCAAAACACACAUGAGAACUCACACAGGAGAAAAGCCUUUUACUUGUAAAGAAUGUGAUAAAAGUUUUAGUGAAAAAUCAAAACUCAAAAGACACAUGAGAACUCACACAGGAGACAAGCCUUUUACUUGUGAAGAAUGUAAAAUAAGUUUUAAUCAAAUAUCUAAUCUCAAAACACACAUGAGAAUUCAUACAAGAGAAAAGCCUUUUACUUGUAAAGAAUGUGAUAUACGUUUUAGUCGUAUAUCUACUCUCGAAAGACAUAUGAGAACUCACACAGGAGAAAAGCCUUUUUCUUGUAAAGAAUGUAGUAAAAGUUUUAGUUAUUCAUCUAGUCUCAAAAGACACAUGAGAACUCAUACAGGAGAAAAGCCUUUUUCUUGUAAAGAAUGUAAAAAAAGUUUUAGUCGUACAUCUGAUCUAAAAACACACAUGAGAACUCACACAGGAGAAAAGCCUUUUUCUUGUAAAGAAUGUGAUACAAGUUUUUGUCAACUAUCUACUCUCAAAAUACACAUGAGAAUUCACACAGGAGAAAAGCCUUUUUCUUGUAAGGAAUGUGAUACAAGUUUUAGUCGAAUAUCUAUUCUAAAAACACACAUGAAAACUCAUUCAGGUGAGAGAUAGUUUUUAUGGCUGAUAAAUGGCUCAGUCAUAAAUGUAAUUUAGUAUAAUACAUUAGAUCACACACAGUUGAGUAGCUUUUCUUUUGAAACAAAAACAUUUUUUUAUAAAGUAUUUAGAGAAAAACCUCAACUUCGAAAACAGAAAAACAUAGAGCAGAAAACUUGUACAGUAUAUGGGAAAAUAUUGUGUAAAUGUCAUUUAGACGUUUUGUUUUUAAAAGAAAGAACUUUAUUUUUUUAUACAAAAAAAUAAAAAUGUAGGAAUAUUUCAAGCCUUAGUUUAAUUUAGUGAAUUUAUUGUAUAAGUUUAAAUAAAACAAUAUUGUUUGUCCAGGAAAAAAAGAACAUUCUAUUAAAUGUUUACAUCAAAAACAUUUAGUGAUCAUGUUUAACCCUUGUUCUAUCCCAGGCAUUUUAACGUUGGGAGUUUGGUCAUCUAGACCCACUAGACAGUGCGCUGAACCUUUUUUUUUUCAAUGAUUUGUGAUCUUCAAUGGUUCAAUGGAUUACAUGAAAAUGUUCCACCUUUAUACACCUUUGUCAUGGUAGGGAGAACACGUCAAUGUAAGGGUGGGGUCAUCUAAGAUAGCACAAGGGUUACAAAGUGUGUUGUUUCCUUCCUGUCAGCGACUGCUUUGGUAUUGGAGGUGUAAAUUAUCUCAGUCAGACUGGAGGAUUGAUUGUAUUUUGCACCAUCCCACAUUGCCAAAAUUGCCUAAAUCUUUUUCAAAGACUAUGAUGUUACUGUUUGAUCAACCAGUAAAGUUCUCUGAGCUGAAUCCAAUGAAUAAAUCUAUGAUCUGUUAAGAAGAGGAAGAUGAAA
Oryzias latipes (Japanese medaka) is the source of this 3372-nucleotide messenger RNA. Lineage: Eukaryota; Metazoa; Chordata; Actinopteri; Beloniformes; Adrianichthyidae. The record is from RefSeq and is a predicted model, not a curated record.